AUGACCGUGUAUGAUGCCCAUCAAAGUGAUUCCGACGAUGACGUGUUUGAAUAUAGCAUGAGCCUAAAGAAAGCGAAGGAAUUGUUAAAAAAUCCGCGUUCUCGUCAAGUUAUUACCCUUGCGAGUUGUGGCAAAAGGGUCGGGGUUUGUGAAGUAGGAGAUCCUAACGGUUUUCCGGUACUUUGGUUUACAGGUAUAUGCCUGCAUUCUUUGACGCACUCCGGAAAUAUGGGUCCCGCGAUGUCCAUCCUGUUAUACCACAAAAUCUCUAAGAGGCAUCACAUUAGAUUGAUUUCGGUCGAUAGACCAGGGUAUAAUGACAGUGAUGACAUUUACUCGCAACCUGGUGUUCCAGACCUGUUCGAAUUUGCAGAUAUGAUAAACGAGUUGACACUAAUAUUAAAAAUGUGGCAGUUCGGUUUCGUGACAUUUUCCUUGGGUGCAGUCUAUGGAUUGGCCUAUUCCCUCAAUUUCCCAGAGAGAAUCAAAGGACCCAUAUUUAUGAUUAGCCCUUGGUUGUCUACCAGCACUCCUGGACACCUGAGAUAUUACAAGAGCAUAGCGAAAUUCGCCCCAAAUUUUCUUAUACGUACAACGCUCAGCACCCUACCGCACAUGAACAAUUUCUUUAAUAUGUGGAGUACAUUAGGAUUCUCAUCACGUUCCACAUCAUCGUCUGUUGAUGAAGAUUCAGAAUUAUCGGAUGAAAAUUUAGGCUAUACCAUUUCAAUGGGUCGAAGUUAUAUACACAAGGAAAUAUAUGCGAAUGGUCUUUGGAAUUUACAAAAUAGGACAGGCGCUCACAUUGAUGCCAUGGUAGCAUUGGAAAAAGUCGAAUGGGAUUUUCGUUAUGAGGAUACCGUUUAUCCGGUCGAAGCUUAUGUAGGCGAUGAAGAUGAUAAUGUGCCAUUACAAGCAUGGUUGCAUAUGAGCAAUAGAAUGAGUAAUGUCAAACUGAAUGUUGUUGAAGGUGGCGGUCAUUACCUAUUGUACAGAAUGGACUUCAUGGAGGACUUAUUUACAAACAUUGAAAAAGUUUUCAACAUAUAA
Acaulospora morrowiae is the source of this 1050-nucleotide messenger RNA. Lineage: Eukaryota; Fungi; Glomeromycota; Glomeromycetes; Diversisporales; Acaulosporaceae. The record is from the annotation of a GenBank genome assembly.